Messenger RNA from Amorphotheca resinae ATCC 22711, 721 nucleotides. RefSeq lists its product as hypothetical. Gene Ontology annotation, molecular function: structural constituent of ribosome. The coding region runs from base 1 to 663 and encodes 220 amino acids. NCBI's taxonomy places the organism in Eukaryota, Fungi, Ascomycota, Leotiomycetes, Helotiales, Amorphothecaceae. Gene Ontology annotation, cellular component: ribosome; cytosolic large ribosomal subunit. The transcript has 4 exons. The record is from RefSeq and is a predicted model, not a curated record. Gene Ontology annotation, biological process: ribosomal large subunit assembly; translation.
AUGGCCCGCCGCCCAGCGAGAUGUUACCGUUACUGCAAGAACAAGCCGUACCCAAAGUCUCGGUUUAACCGUGGUGUCCCUGACCCCAAGAUCCGCAUCUUCGAUCUUGGCCGAAAGCGUGCGAACGUCGACGAGUUCCCCCUCUGCGUCCACUUGGUCUCCAACGAAUAUGAGCAACUGAGCUCUGAGGCUCUCGAAGCCGCCCGUAUCUGCGCCAACAAGUACUUGGUCAAGAUCGCCGGAAAGGAAGGUUUCCAUCUCCGUGUCCGUGCCCACCCAUACCACGUCGUCCGCAUCAACAAGAUGUUGUCUUGCGCCGGUGCCGAUAGACUUCAGACUGGAAUGCGUGGUGCUUGGGGUAAGCCCAACGGAUCCGUUGCCCGUGUCAACAUCGGUCAGAUCAUCCUGAGUGUCCGAACUCGUGAUGCCCACCGUGCUACCGCUCUCGAGGCUCUCCGCCGCUCACAAUACAAGUUCCCUGGACGCCAAAAGAUCAUUAUCUCCAAGAACUGGGGCUUCACCCCUCUCCGCCGCGAGGAGUACCUCGAGAAGAAGGCUGAGGGUAAGGUCUUGGUUGAUGGUGCCUACGUCCAAUUCCUGAGCAACCACGGCAAGCUGGCCGACAACAUCAAGCGUUUCCCAGCUGCUUUCCAGGAGGCGUAGAUGGGGUUGGUUGUUUUAUGUGGGAUACGGGGCUGAGAAAGGCGUACAUUUGCACUGG